Lachancea fermentati is the source of this 1011-nucleotide messenger RNA. NCBI's taxonomy places the organism in Eukaryota, Fungi, Ascomycota, Saccharomycetes, Saccharomycetales, Saccharomycetaceae. The record is from the annotation of a GenBank genome assembly.
AUGAGCUCCAGUAUGCCUUACGAGGCCUCUCUAGACGAGGAGAAGAAACGGCAAUUCACAAAGAAAUUCAAGCUGGUAGACCGAAUUGCUGCUUCUAUUAUUCGUCAUAAAAAGCUAUUUCUUGUGUUGUUUUCGUUGUUGUUCGUCGCGUUUUGGUUUGGAUUUCCUCAAUUUGGAUUAUGGUCCAAGGAUCCUAAAAUAGUGAUCAUUCUCGCAGUGAAUGAAGGUGGAGGAGUUUUGAAAUGGAAGGGAGAGCAAGAAUGGGAGAUUGAGAGAAUCUCGAUUCAAAACAAACGUGCAUAUGCAAAAAAACAUGGGUAUGGCCUCACACUCAAGGAUAUGCAUACUGCCAAGCGGUACUCUCAUGAAUAUAGAGAGGGAUGGCAGAAAGUUGAAGUUUUGCGACAGACAAUGAGGGAGUUUCCAAAUGCCGAAUGGUUUUGGUGGCUAGAUCAAGAGACGUUAAUAAUGGAGCCGGAAAAAUCCCUAGAGUCUCAUAUAUUCAAAAGACUUGACAGUCUUUCUUAUCGGGUACUGGACGAGUUCAACCCACUGAACCUACAAUUGGAUCUACCAUACGUUGAUUAUACGGGCGACGUGGAUCUGCUAAUUACUCAAGACUGCGGUGGUUUUAACCUGGGAUCUUUCCUGGUUAAAAAUUCGGAGUGGUCAAAACUUUUGCUGGACAUUUGGUGGGAUCCUGUGUGCUACGAGCAGAAACACAUGAUUUGGGAACAUCGCGAACAAGAUGCAUUAGAAGCUCUGUAUGCUAAUGAAGCAUGGAUUAGAGAAAAAACAGCUUUUCUGCCGUUAAGAUCGAUUAACUCCUUCCCACCCGGUGCUUGUUCCGAAUUUCAAGGUGACUCCCGUUUCUUUUAUAAUGAAAAGGAGCAUGACUUUGUGGUAAACAUGGCGGGUUGUAGCUUCGGCAGGGAUUGCUGGGGUGAAAUGCAAAAUUACGGCUCUCUAUUAGAAAGACGUACGACCAGAUGGUACCGGAGCUUCUUUUAG